Theileria orientalis strain Shintoku is the source of this 252-nucleotide messenger RNA. Its product is annotated as BolA-like protein. Gene Ontology annotation, cellular component: cytosol; nucleus. Bases 1 to 252 code for a protein of 83 amino acids. Lineage: Eukaryota; Apicomplexa; Aconoidasida; Piroplasmida; Theileriidae. Gene Ontology annotation, biological process: intracellular iron ion homeostasis. The record is from RefSeq and is a predicted model, not a curated record. The transcript has a single exon. Gene Ontology annotation, molecular function: 2 iron, 2 sulfur cluster binding.
AUGAUGGCACUGGUGGAAGAAAAGAUUAGAUCAGCCUUAUCUCCUUCUAUUCUCAGAUUAGUCGAUAAAUCCGGAGGAUGUGGAGCCUCCUUUGAAGCGGUAAUAGUUUCAACCAUGUUUGAGGGGAAAAGCCUGAUAGAUAGGCACAGGUUAGUCAACGCUGCAAUAGCGGAAGAAAUGUCGACGAUUCACGCUUUUAGCAUGAAGUGUCACACACCAAAGGAAUGGGAAGAGAAAAAUAAAUCGCAAUAA